Messenger RNA from Caenorhabditis auriculariae, 887 nucleotides. The record is from the annotation of a GenBank genome assembly. Lineage: Eukaryota; Metazoa; Nematoda; Chromadorea; Rhabditida; Rhabditidae.
AUGACGCCUCCAAUCGAUUUCUCGAAGCCCAAUAAUAAUUCUGAUCGGGUUUUUGUGAUUGAAGGCAAACAUCUUCAUGUCAACUCGCAGGUUUUUUCUGUUAGUCAGGAAGGAAAAAGAAGAAAUCAGGUUCUGGGGGUGUUCUCUACAUUUUUCGAUCGCCUGUUCAACGGAGAGUUUUCGGAUGCCGCAAAAGAAGUAAUUCCAUUGGACGGGAUAAACUACGAAGAGUUUGUCGAGCUGCUGCAGACCAUUUACCCAUCGCAGAAUUCGAUCAGAGGUCAGAUAUCGUAUUAUCGGCUAGCGAGCAUGUUUGCCUGUAGUUGGCAAUGUGGAAAGUCUUCUUGCGCUGAGCGACCGCUUCGACAUUCCGUCAGUGUUCAUCAAGUGCGAGCAGUUCUUGCUCAACUCUCCAGACGUCAAUAAGAUCGACUUGUUCCUCAGGCUUGACUGGGCUUCGCGUUAUUGCAUGCCCGAACUCCAGGUUUAGUUUUUUUGUUUUUGUUUUUUAGAAUCAUCAGUCCGACAGAAGAUUAUGUUCUUGAUGAGCUUGAUUAGAGUUUUGAUGCUGUAGUCGUUCUUCGAAAAAGAGGAAGCAAGUUUUUUUUCGAACCAUGAAGCGUUCUAAUCUCGAGCAACAAUGAGAAAAUGAACCUGUAUUCGUAGCAUGUUUGACAUACAUUUUCGAAAUGAUCGUUGAAACUUAUAUUAAAGUGAAUGAAUUGCAGAACCAUCUGCUGCUCUCUCUGACGACGAUGGACGCUAUCUGCAAGGCGAGCGAGAGCCCCGCGUGGCGGAACAUGUGCGAAGCGGCGAAGACAGGACUUCUGCUUACGGUGUUCCGUGUCCACAAAGGCCCCAAUGCCAUGCCUCCGCAUUUUUUCUAA